Messenger RNA from Triticum aestivum (bread wheat), 768 nucleotides. RefSeq names its product nucleoside diphosphate kinase 2, chloroplastic. The transcript is spliced from 6 exons. Gene Ontology annotation, biological process: CTP biosynthetic process; UTP biosynthetic process; GTP biosynthetic process. The coding region runs from base 42 to 473 and encodes 143 amino acids. Gene Ontology annotation, molecular function: nucleoside diphosphate kinase activity. The record is from RefSeq and is a predicted model, not a curated record. Lineage: Eukaryota; Viridiplantae; Streptophyta; Magnoliopsida; Poales; Poaceae.
UGGAUUUUUAUUUUGUGCAGGAGGUUGAGCAGACCUACAUUAUGAUCAAACCUGACGGUGUUCAGCGUGGUCUGGUUGGAGAGAUUAUUUCUCGCUUUGAGAAGAAGGGCUUUUUGCUGAAGGGGCUGAAACUUUUUCAGUGCCCCAAAGACUUGGCUCAGGAACAUUACAAGGAUCUUAAGGAGAGACCUUUCUUUCCCAAUUUAAUCGACUACAUAACUUCUGGACCUGUAGUCUGCAUGGCCUGGGAGGGUGAUGGCGUUGUUGCAUCAGCUCGCAAACUGAUCGGAGCUACUAACCCCCUUCAAGCUGAACCAGGGACCAUAAGGGGCGAUCUUGCAGUUCAAACAGGAAGGAAUGUCGUCCACGGAAGUGACAGCCCUGAUAACGGCAAGCGAGAAAUCGGAUUAUGGUUCAAAGAGGGUGAGCUUGCUCAAUGGGAAUCAGUUCAAACACCCUGGCUUAUAGAGUGAUCUUUGCAUAUCUCUGCAAGAACCUUGAUCCAAUACUUAUUUGGUCAACUUGAUUCUGAGGGGGCCAUGUAUGAGUUUACUUCUACCAAGUAAAGUAGCCAGUCAGUGCUCCAAAAUUUUCACCAUUGCUCACCUGUAUGUUCUUUCUUUCUUUGUAAUGUUGAGCGGGUUCAGAACUCUGGCCUUUGGUCAGUAUAAAUCUUCCUGUUGAGAACUUUCCUCUACUCGGAUGUUAAUGUUUUGAUGAAGAAUCAAUGCAAAAAAGUUCCAAGGCGUGGACACCGUAUCUCUUCUA